GCGUCUCUGCCUUCAGAGGUCCAAUCAUCUCCAUUAGCAAACGGGGGGGGCGGGGAUCAACAUUUGACUCCUGGGUGGACAUAAAGGGAAACCCAGUUUCCUCGAAUGCAGCCCCCUCUACUUUACGGGGAGAAGCCAAGGUGGAUCCAAUUUGCCGACAGGCCGCCCUGUCUCUAAUGAUCAUCUCCAUCUGGCUUCCCGCACAGCCCUGACAGUGCACAGGCCUCUCGCCCCCCUGCCCCCCAAUCGCUCCCACACCACAUUCCCAGCAUGGGCUCCUUCGCUCCCUCCUGCCAGCAGGCCUCAGCCCCACUGUCAGGGCUGUGCGCUCAGGUGUCACUCAGGCUGACUGACAGAAGCUCUUAUUCCAAGUUUUACCGCCGGACUGAAACUUCUUUAGUUCCAAGUUUUUGCUACAUAUAAAUUUAAGUGCUUGUGGGAUAUUGUGUUUUUCGGGGGGCGGUGGGUGGGGGGGGAGAUGUUUUCAAUGAAUGACUGAUUCAGUCAAUGCCUCAAGUCCAUCUUCCUCAAAACCAUACGAUGCUGAGGGGCACUUUGAUCAAGGAGCCGCCGACAGACAGCCGCAUAAAUAAAAAGUAGAAGGGGCAUCGUAACGGAGGUAACGCGAGCCAGCAAAGCGCCUGAGAACCUCCAUCUCCUUCCACACCUGCGGGUGACUGUGCUAACCAGCGGCACGGACCUGCUCGCCGUCACACACGCACUGGGUGAGAGACGUGUGGUGCAUGUGUCCCCGCUGAAGACCAUGAGUGCAUCUGAGUCGCAGCAAACACCUACAAAACCACGGCUCUGGAGAAGCACGCAAAAGGAUACAUUCCUUCUGCCGCUGGAUGCUGACUGACUGACUAAAGGGUGUCUACAAAUGGAGGACACAGGAGGAUACUCCGACUAUGGCGACCUCGAUAACGACAGCUUCUACGAGGACUACCCGACGCUGUGCGACAAGCAGGACGUGCGCUUGUUCGGGGGGGCCUUCCUGCCCGUCAUCUACGGGCUGGCGCUCGUCGUGGGUCUGGCGGGCAACUCGCUGGUGGUGGCCGUGUACGUGCGGUACAAAAAGCUGAGGACCAUGACCGACGUGUAUAUCCUGAACCUGGCGGUGGCGGACCUCCUGCUGCUGUUCACGCUGCCCUUCUGGGCGGCCGACGCCGUCCACGGCUGGCAGCUGGGCGUGGCCAUGUGCAAGGUCACCUCCGUCCUCUACGAGGUCAACUUCGGCUGCGGCAUGUUCUUCCUGGCCUGCAUCAGCAUGGACCGGUACCUGGCUACGGCCAGCGCCAGGGGGGCCCCGGCGGCCCAGGGCAGAAAGCGGAUCGCGGUCUGCCUGACCGUCUGGGUGGCGGCCUUCCUGCUGGGAGUCCCGGACUUGAUCUUCACAACGGUCAAGCACACGCCCAGCCAGAAGGCCUGCAUCGCCGUCUACUCCACCAACAUGGCUGUGGCGACCAAGGCCGCGUUGGAGAUCAUGGAGGUGGUGCUGGCCUUCCUGCUGCCCUUCCUGGUCAUGCUGUUUUGCUACACCAGACUGGCGAGAGCCAUCCGCAGGCUCCCCGAGGCCAGGCAGGGGAGGAAGCGGCACGUCUUCAGGGUGCUGCUGGCCGUAGUGGGCACCUUCCUCCUCACCCAACUGCCCUACAAUGUGGUGAAGUUCUGGCGCGCCAUGGACAUCAUCUAUAACUUGGUGACGCAAUGCGAGAGCAGCAAGAGCCUAGACCGGGCCAUGCAGGUGACAGAGAGCCUGGCGCUGACCCACAGCUGCCUGAACCCUGUUCUCUACGCCUUCCUGGGCUCCUCAUUCCGGCAGUACCUCCUCAAGAUCAUGAAGGCCUUCGGCCAGCAGAGGAGGACCUGGCAUGGCCGGGAACAACCGAGGGAGGUGGAGAUCUCCCUCAACUCCCACGAGACGUCUGAGGACACCAGCCAGUUUACUAUAUGACCCUGAAGCUGCAACACACAGAUGUUUGAAACAGCUAAGUACAGCACCACCUAUUAUUGGGACUCGUCACCUUUUACGACAUAUAUCCUGUAUAACUUCCCAGUUCAUAGUGGUUUUUAUAAAAUGCAUUUGUAUAGUUUUGUAUCUAUGCCUGCUCUGUAAUUUUUUUAACUAAUAAAACUACUUUGUUUUCUUAA
Paramormyrops kingsleyae is the source of this 2151-nucleotide messenger RNA. Its product is annotated as atypical chemokine receptor 4-like. Gene Ontology annotation, biological process: G protein-coupled receptor signaling pathway; cell chemotaxis; positive regulation of cytosolic calcium ion concentration. NCBI's taxonomy places the organism in Eukaryota, Metazoa, Chordata, Actinopteri, Osteoglossiformes, Mormyridae. The record is from RefSeq and is a predicted model, not a curated record. Gene Ontology annotation, cellular component: external side of plasma membrane; membrane. Gene Ontology annotation, molecular function: C-C chemokine receptor activity; C-C chemokine binding; scavenger receptor activity.